Gadus chalcogrammus (walleye pollock) is the source of this 3167-nucleotide messenger RNA. RefSeq names its product transglutaminase 8 (gene tgm8). The record is from RefSeq and is a predicted model, not a curated record. Gene Ontology annotation, molecular function: protein-glutamine gamma-glutamyltransferase activity. The coding region runs from base 83 to 2317 and encodes 744 amino acids. Gene Ontology annotation, biological process: peptide cross-linking. The transcript has 15 exons. Lineage: Eukaryota; Metazoa; Chordata; Actinopteri; Gadiformes; Gadidae.
CCUGUUUGUAGUCAUUUCAUCCCACUUCUGCAGCACACUCAGCCACACUGCCAGACACCUUCUUGUUCACUGAUCACACAGCAUGGAUCUCCUUUAUCGCACAGUGGACCUCCACUGCCAGGCCAAUAACUCCGCCCACCACACAAGUGACAUCUCAACCGAGGAGUUGAUCAUCAGGCGAGGACAGUCCUUCCUCCUGAACUUGGAGCUGCCACGACCUUUCAACCCUAACACUGACCAGCUCCACUUCACAGUAAAAACUGGCUCCAGGGCGUCAGAAGACCUGGGGACCCGGUCUGCGUUUGGAAUCCCAGAGAGUCAUGUGACCCGCUCCCCGGGUGCCAAGGCGAAGUGGAGGGCCGAGCUCGACACAACCUCCUCCCCAGCCCUGGGCAGGGUGACCCUGGCCGUGACCCCGUCGGCCGACGCCCCCGUGGGGAACUACUACCUGACCAUGGAAAGGGGGGACAAGGAGGCCAGUCUGGGACGUCUGGUGGUGCUCUUUAACCCCUGGUGCCCAGAGGACUGGGUAUAUCUCCCGGACGAGGAGGAGAGGCAGGAGUAUGUGCUGAAUGAACAUGGAGUUAUCUACAAAGGAACUACCAAGUACAUCAGCUCUGUGCCCUGGGACUAUGGACAGUUUGAUGAGGACAUAAUGGACAUCUGCAUGAAGAUAUUGGACGUCAACCCCAAAUACCUGAGGGACCCAACCGAUGACGUCUCUGCUCGCUGCAACCCCAUCUACGUCAGCCGCGUGGUCAGCGCCAUGAUCAAUUCGUCCGACGACGCUGGUGUCCUGGUCGGAUGCUGGGGAAAGCCUGACAGAAGGGGCGUGUCGCCGUCCAUGUGGAGCGGCAGUGUGGAGAUCCUGAAGCAAUGGCGCAGGAAUGGCUGUCACUCAGUCAAGUAUGGCCAGUGCUGGGUGUUCGCAGGGGUCAUGUGCACAGUGAUGCGGUGCCUGGGCAUCCCGUGUCGCGUGGUGACCAACUACCAGUCAGCUCAUGACACAGACAAGUCCCUCACCGUGGACGUCUACUACAGCGACUUCGGAGUGCGACCCAAGGAGUCAAAGGACACCAUCUGGAACUUCCACGUGUGGGUGGAGGCGUGGAUGAAGCGUCCAGACCUGGAGGGAGAAGGAGGAAACUAUGACGGAUGGCAAGUUCUGGACCCCACACCUCAAGAGAGGAGCAAAGGCGUGUUCUGCUGCGGCCCUGCCUCUGUUAAGGCCAUCCUGGACGGACACACAGACCUGAAGUACGACUCCCCGUUUGUCUACGCUGAGGUCAACGCCGACGUCAUCGACUGGCUGCUAAUGUACAACGACCCGAAGCAGCAGCUGUGCUCUGACACCAAGCGAGUGGGCCAGAACAUCUCCACCAAGUCAAUCGGCUCCAACAAGAGGCAGAACAUAACAGCCACGUACAAAGCCAGAGAGGGAACUGAAUUGGAGAGGAAUACCUUCGAGUGUGCCAUGACCAGGGGUUACUCACUGGAGGGACAUGAACGGCACAAGAUCAGCGUCAACCGGGAGGGCCUUGGCACCGAAGCAGAGGAGGAGGAGGAGCAGGAGAAUGCUGAGGGAGGAAGGAGCAUAGGGAACGGGGAGAUCACCGUGGAGGAAAAUGAGGAGGAGAACGCCGUUGUCCCAACUGCGCCUCUCCCACAGAUGGUGGUGAUGCAGAUUGAGGAGGCAUCGACGCCGAUCAGUGGGCAGGACGUCCAUCUGAAGGUGACCCUGAGCAGCGAGGACCGGGUGCCCAGAUCUCUGUCUCUGCGGGUCAACGCCCAGACCAUGCUGUACACUGGCGUACCGGCCGCCAACGUCCUCACUAAGAUAGAAGAACACACCCUGCAGCCUGGACGAGCUCUGUCCGUUGCCGUGGUGAUCCCGUUCUCGGUGUACGGUGAACACCUCUUUGACUGUGACAGUAUGAACAUUUCUGUGUUGGCCACGGACCAGAACCACCCAAAGCUGGUGUACCUGGCCGAGAACAACAUAGUCCUGCAGGAUCCUCCCAUCUCCAUCACCGUGAAAGGCGUGGCUAGGCUUUACCACCAGCUGGAAGUAGAUGUGGCCUUCAGCAAUCCCAUACAGGAGACCCUACAGAACUGCUCCUUCCAUGUCAGUGGCAGCGGCCUGCUCAACAACCCUGUGGAAGCGAGUUUACCGGACCUGAAACCCGGUCGCCGCAUUCGGUUAGUACUUGCCUUCACGCCGUACAGGAUCGGAAAGAAGAUCCUGGUGGUGGAUUUCGACUGCUCCACUUUCAGGGAUGUCAAGGCCAGCGUCACCAUCGAUGUUCAACUGCAUUAGGCCACAACACUCCAUUACCAUGGUGACGAAUUCUGGGACCGCAGUUAAAGAGAAAGAUGAAUCUUGAUUAAUCAAAUUAAGUGCUGUUCUGCAUAACCAUAAUCAUUUAAGGUGUAAACAUUACCCUACAUAACCCCAUUGUUAUACUGAGGAUUUAUUCUUUUUAUUUUAUUUCCGAUAUAAUAUUCACAAAUCAACACUUUUUCUUUAAAUAUCAAUAAACAGAUAUAAUUUAAACUUAGAGAUUCAACAAUUUUAGUUUGAAACCCGCUUUGUAUAUUUUCAUGUCUAUAUUAUACCUAGAUAUUUAAUAUAUCCUAGAAAUAAGAAGCCCUAGGAACUAGAAACAUAAUCUUUCUCCCAUACCUGAAGGGAGAGACACAUCUUUGACAUCCACGCGUUCACCUUUUUUAAAAGUCUAUAUGUUUUAAAAAACAUAUUUUCAACCUCACUUUGCACUACAGCACUCUGGAGAGAAUGCAUUUUUUUAGUUUUCUUUUGCUGCUCAGUUGUGUUUACGAUUCAUUGUAUUCUAUGUUAUUAAAGAGGUUGUAUGGGAUUGCUCUAUUUUCGCUUUGUUUCUUUGUCCUUGAGUUCAGUAAAAAAUAGUUUUAAGCCGCAAACCUUUGCAGGAACCAGAUAAAGAACUAAAUAAAGUUCUGAGGACAUUAUUUUACCCCCAGAUAGGGUUAUGUAGGGUAGGACUUUUAAAAGGUUCAGUAACCUUGGGUGCAAACAUUUCUGAUUGUUGGAAAAUCGCAGCAGAUUAUCUCAACCAACUUCAGCCGCAAUACUAUGUAAUGCCAUUUGAUGAAAUAUUAAAUAAAUAAAUAUGGCUAUGAAAUAUAUA